AUGUCCACUGUCAAGUUUCUUAUAGAAGUGGUUGUUAAACAAGAGUGGUAUUUAGUUCAAUUGGAUGUUAACAAUGCGUUUCUUCAUGGGGAUUUGAAUGAAGAAGUUUAUAUGAAAUUGCCUCACGGACUUUCAGUGUCUGGACCUCCUGCUUUAUGUUAUAGGGGUUUCACUCAUUCUAUCAAUGAUUAUUCUCUGUUUGUCAUGGGUUCUCCUGGUUCACUAACUAUUUUAGCUAUCUAUGUUGAUGAUAUAAUUUUGACUGGUGACGAAGUUAAUGUUAUUCUUGAUUUGAAGAUGUUUUUACAUGACCAAUUCAGAAUCAAAGAUCUGGGCACUUUGAAUUAUUUUUUGGGUAUUGAAAUCCCUUAUUAUUCUUCUGGUCUCCUCCUGAAUCAAAAGAAGUUCACUGCUGAUUUGUUAUCCGAAUAUGCUUGUUCUGAUGUUUCUUCUGUGGUGUGCCCUUUAGAACUUCAUAAGAAGUUGUUUGUUGAUUUUGGGGAUCUUCUUGACAAGUCUGAGACCUAUAGGAGUUUGAUUGGGAGGUUACUUUUUCUCAAAUACACUAGGCCUGACAUUUGUUUUGUUGUCCAGCACCUUAGUCAGUUCUUAAAGUGUCCUAGAGUCCCCCACAUAGUUAUUGCCUUGCACAUUUUGAGAUACCUCAAAGGUUCACUUGAUGUAGGAUUGUUCUAUUCACGCUCUUCUGACCUUACUUUGACUGCUUACUCAGAUAGUGAUUGA
Messenger RNA from Nicotiana tabacum (common tobacco), 744 nucleotides. Lineage: Eukaryota; Viridiplantae; Streptophyta; Magnoliopsida; Solanales; Solanaceae. The record is from RefSeq and is a predicted model, not a curated record.